AUGGGACAGCUACCAAUGGCCCGAGUUAACGCAGCAAGACCCUUUCAUAAUACAGGAGUCGAUUAUUGUGGCCUCUUCUAUACCCGGGACCGUAUUAGACGUAACAGUAAGAAAUAUAAAACCUACGUAGCAGUCUUUAUAUGCAUGUCGGUAAAGGCAGUACACAUUGAAUUAGUGGAGGAUUUGAGUGCAGAUUCCUUCAUCGCAGCAGCAAAGAGAUUCAUAGCUCGGCGAGGAAAAGUUGCGAACCUAUACUCCGACAAUGGAACUAAUUUCGUCGGAGCAGAACGCGAAUUACGGCAAGUGUUCGAGACUAACGAAUUUAAGAAUUCCGUCCAAGAGUAUGCAGCUUCCGAACAAAUGAAGUGGCAUUUUAUACCUGCUCGAUCCCCUCAUUUUGGGGGACUUUGGGAAUCGGCGGUGCGGUUAUUAAAGUUACAUUUGAAACGAACUAUAGGGGACGCCUGUUUGACGGUAACGGAGCUGAUGACGAUAUUAAUUCAAGUAGAAGCAAUGAUAAACUCCAGACCUCUGACUCCUUUACUGGACGAUCCGAACGAUCUAAAUGCCUUAACUCCUGGCCACUUUCUAAUAGGAGAGUGUCUACAAAGCCAUUCGGAGGUGAAUCUGGAAGAAAUUCCGGUAAACAGAUUGUCAAGAUGGCAACAUGUACAACAAUUCAAACAACGAUUUUGGACUAGGUGGCAGAAAGAGUACCUAAGCACAUGUCAGCAGAGAACUAAGUGGAAAACUGACUCCAGGAACGUAUUCAAGAUCGGACAAUUAGUUAUGUUAAAGGAGGGUGAAAGCAGACCUUUGAAAUGGAAACUCGCCCAAAUUUUGGAAAUACAUCCUGGUACUGACGAAAUCGUAAGAGCGGUGACUGUGAAAACGGAACAGGGUAUAUAUAAAAGAGCUAUUGUUAAUGUGUCGAUACCAGAUUAG
Trachymyrmex cornetzi is the source of this 945-nucleotide messenger RNA. RefSeq lists its product as uncharacterized. Lineage: Eukaryota; Metazoa; Arthropoda; Insecta; Hymenoptera; Formicidae. Gene Ontology annotation, molecular function: nucleic acid binding. The record is from RefSeq and is a predicted model, not a curated record. The transcript has a single exon. Gene Ontology annotation, biological process: DNA integration. The coding region runs from base 1 to 945 and encodes 314 amino acids.